Aspergillus fumigatus Af293 is the source of this 1215-nucleotide messenger RNA. RefSeq names its product putative lipase/esterase. The record is from RefSeq and is a predicted model, not a curated record. Bases 1 to 1215 code for a protein of 404 amino acids. Gene Ontology annotation, molecular function: hydrolase activity. The transcript has a single exon. NCBI's taxonomy places the organism in Eukaryota, Fungi, Ascomycota, Eurotiomycetes, Eurotiales, Aspergillaceae.
AUGACGGCCAUCGGAGCGAAAAGCCAUCUCCCGCCGCAGCUCACCCUGCUCCAAAGACUCCAACUACUCACAAGAAUCCUCAUCGCCCUGCCUCGUCUCAUCUUCAGGAUCACCCGGGACCUCCUCUUCAAUCACGACUCGGCUUCAUUCAGCACAAUCUGGAUGAGAAACACCUCCCGCGUAGCCGACUCGCUCCCGCACCCUCAAGCCCGCGCUCUCCAACGCCCAUCAGGAAGCACCAUCGCCUCACUCUGUAAAACCUACAGUCUCCGCCAUGAGACCAUCGAACUUGACGCAGGCAGCGCCUUCCCCCUCGCAACCCUGCACUUCAUCGACUGUGACCCCACCGCGCGCAGCCCCAGCGGGAAUGUGCUGCUGUAUUUCCACGGCGGGGGGUACAUUACCCCCCUAUCUACCGGCCACUUCAAGUUCGCGCGUGCAGCCGCACAAAGGCUCACCGCGAAAUGCGUCCUGCUCGAGUACACCCUCGCGCCGGAACUCAAGUACCCGGGCCAACUGGCGCAGGCGGCGGCGGCUCUGCGGUACCUGUUGCAGCACCAUGAUGCCGCGGAGGUAACGAUAGCGGGCGACUCUGCGGGUGGGAACCUCGCGCUGGGCGUGCUGGCGCAUCUGCGGGACCCGCACCCGCUUGUUCGGCCUGUCUUUGAGGGGGAUCUGCGACAGCAGGAGCAGAAGCUCUGCGCGGUGCUCUGUGUCAGUCCGCGCUGUGCGAAUACGUGCGAUGCUGAGAGCUAUACGUAUAAUGCUUCGAAGGAUAUCGUUAGUAGGGCGUUGAUGGAGGUGUUCAAUUCGCACUGGGAGCCUGUGAAGGAGGAGGUGUGGGCGACGCCGCUGGCUGGGACGAAGGAGUUCUGGGGGUCUAUUCCUGCGAAGAAGGUGUUGCUCCUCGCGGGCACGGACGAGGUUUAUGUGGAUGAUAUCCGGCGGUUUGGGGAGUUGCUCGGUUCGUCGAGUCAGGCUGCCAGCACCGAGCUGGUCCUGUGUGCUGAAGAGACACAUGCGCAGGCUAUCCGUGACGUAGCGGUGAAUAAUUGGGAUGGUGUCAUGCUAAAGGUUGCUCUCAACUGGCUACAGAAUCUGGGGACGCUAAAUGACCGGGGAUUACCGCUGCCACCAAACUCGAAGGGAGUUUGCGCGGUAUGGAACGACACUAUCAACGUUAUGACAGAUUCUGACACGCGGCAUGCCCGUUGA